Molecule: messenger RNA, 3697 nt
Organism: Contarinia nasturtii (swede midge)
Lineage: Eukaryota; Metazoa; Arthropoda; Insecta; Diptera; Cecidomyiidae
Gene: ced-6
Product: PTB domain-containing adapter protein ced-6
Exons: 9
Coding region: 964-2847 (627 amino acids)
Source: RefSeq, a predicted model, not a curated record
UUCAUCUGCAGUCUUGUUUAGUUUUUCGUUAAAUGUAGAUGCAUGUAGAGAACAGAACGUAUCUAAAAGUUGAAUUUUUUAAAAAAAUAAAUACAUAAAUAAAAUAAAUCCAAGAGCAAAGGAGAAGUGAGAAAGUUAAACACACAACACAAUAUUUAUAUUAAAUAUAUAUUCAUCGGCAUUAAACGCGAAUCAUUUUCAUGAAUUCUCUUUUCAAAAUUGAGAAAUAAAACGAGCAAAUAAUUGAACAAAACGUUUAAUCCGUUGUAAACUCUUGCUGAAUUUGUUUUUUUUUUAUUUGUGUUUUCGGUACUGUUACGUUCACUUUUUUUUCGAUGUUGAUUUCCUCAAAAGUUGCUAUCGUGGUUUUUGUUUGAUAUUUGCUUUUACAUCUUGUCUCGUGUGGUGUGUGUGUGCUUGUGUUUGUUUAACUAGUUUCCUCAUUCAAUCUUGCAUUGUUGAGGUGAAAACGAUAAAAGGAACAGAAUUAAAGAAGAGACACAUAAAAAAAUUAUAACAACGAACUGACAAUUACAAACCAAAAUCGAACGAUUGUCAAUUAGAAUCGAAUGCUGAUUAGAAUCAUUGUUACAGAGAAAAAAAAAUCCACUUCUACCUCAUAAUCGAAGAGUGUAUCGAUUCGGUGUGUUAGGCAAUUAUAAAACGUUCAAUCGUUACCAUUGAGUGCUCUUCUGGAGACGAUUCAAGUGCGACAAUAAAUCGCGAUAUUAAAUUGUUCUUGGGUUUUUUUUCUUCUUGUGUGUGACCGACGAGAGAACGAGAAAGAUUUCAAUUGUUCCUGUGUGUACGUUUAAGAGAUCGUGCGUUUCUUUCUUUUGUAUACCUUUUUUUUCUUCCAUCAAACGAGACACGUUCACGUUUUGAUUAUUCUUCUGAGAUUGUAUAUACAUUUAAAACGUCAAACUGGCGACCGAAACGAAGAAAACUAAACCAUCGCAAGCGAUGUCAACGCUCAUGUUUUGGAAUAAGCAAAACGGUAACGCAAACCAAAACGGCAGUGAGAAUGGCUCGUCUGGAAAGAAUGGAAAGAAGACGUGGCUACAUUCGCCCGAGUCAUUGAUGAACGGACACGUUGCCUAUCUAGUCAAAUUUUUGGGCUGCACUCCUGUUGAUCAAGCGAAAGGUAUUGAAACCGUUAAAGAUGCAAUUCGACGAUUGCAAUUUUCACAGCAGAUGAAAAAAGCAGAAUCUGGAUCGAAUGUUAAGACGAAAAAGGUCGAAAUAACCAUAAGCGUCGAUGGAGUAGCUAUUCAAGAACCACGUGGAACGAAGAUAUUGCAUCAAUUUCCAUUGCAUAAUAUUUCAUAUUGUGCUGACGAAAAGGGUGUGAAGAAAUUUUUCAGUUUCAUAGCUAAAAAUAGUGCAUCCAGCAAUAAUGAUUCAACUGAUCGUACAGCGGAGGAGACGCACGAGUGUUUUGUAUUCAUCUCAAGCAAAUUGGCAUCGGACAUCACAUUGACCAUUGGUCAAGCAUUUGAAUUAGCCUACAGGCGCUAUGUCAACGAAAGUGGAAAAACAACAGAGGUGGCAAAGUUGCAAUCUCAAAACAAGUAUUUGGAGCAAAAAAUCGAGGCAUACUGUCAGCGAUUGAAAGAUUUGGCCGAGAUUCUGCCAAAGAGUGAUCUUGAUCGCUUAUUGAUGCGUUACGGCGUUCGUGAUAUUUUGGAUUUGCCACAACAAGAGAACGGCAUUGGUAAUCAUGUUGCAAAUAUCAAUGGAAGCAACACUCCAGAUUUAGGAAUUGAUGUGUCAUCGCCAAAUAAUGAUGAUCAGCUAUUGAUAGAAACAUCUGAUAAGCAUUUUGCACCGAUUGUUCCACCAAGAAAUUUGCAAAGCCAAAUAAGCUCAACGCUGGACGCAUUGAAGCCAUCGGUUGGCACAAAACUUGAAGGACUUUUAUUGAAUUCCGAUUCGGAUAGUGAUUUUGAUCCGCGUGCCGAUGAAAAUGACAUUUUCGCCACCGAGAAGAAUUCGUCGGAAUCAUUCUUUGGAUUUGAGCCACCAAAAACAACAAUGGGUCAACAAUUAUUUACGAUGAACGCCAAUUCAAUGAUGAACGGCUCAACAAAUGGCAAUCUCAACAAUGGAGCCGCCAAAACAACACCGUUGUUGGCUCCACCGCCCAAGGCAACGAUUCCACGGCGCAAUGGUAAUGUGACAACAAAUCAAGAUCUGUUCGGUUCAACGCCAUUCGAUUCAAGUCCAUUUGAUGUUCAGAAAGAGGAGACGAUGUCAGAGAAUUCGUUGCCAGCAACAUUGGGUAGUGCAUUUACAUUGCAUGACGAUUUAAGUUUUGAGAGUGUAUUACAACAAUCGACCGCAUCAACUCAUCAAAAUCCAUUCAAUGAUUCAGUGGCAUCAGCAUUUUGCGAACCAAGUACAGUAAACGCUCAGUACACGGCCACACCGAAAAAAGAAUUUGAAUUUUUGUCAACAAAUAAUGAGAAUCUUAAUGCAAUAUUUAAUAGCUAUAAAGCAUCACCGUCACCAUCGAACAUGAGCGAAAUAGUAAAUGGUGGUGGUAUGGGCGCCCAAAAACCAGAUGAAAUUGAAAAAAAUCCAUUUUCAUUGGCCAACGAAAAAAGCGCAUGGAAUGAAUUGAAUGCAUUAGAUUUGAGCCGACUACAACUCGAUGUUGAUGAUAAAUCAAGUAUUUUUGCAAAUUCGGAACAAUUGAACGAGAAAAAAACUGAGACCAAAAAGGAAAUUCCGGCUGAUUUAUUUGCAGAUGUUGCUAUGGGACUAUUCAACGAAUUCAAUAAUACACGACACAAAAAUCAUGAAUUUUUUAAUAAAAUUUCUGGUUUUGAUGCUGUUCGCACAUAAAUUCGAACCAAACCGAUUGCGAAUGGCAGGAGCAAGAAAGAUAGAAAGAGAGAGCCAGAGGAGGUGGAGAGAAACGAUCAACGUUUUAUUAAAAUGCAAUAUUCAUAACACACAUAUAUAUAUACAUCUAAAUGUAAUAGUAACUGUAGUUUAUCUUAAAGGUAUUAUCGAUUUGGUUUGAUGUAAGGUGAUGGUCACGAAAAUACUUUAGGACGUAGCAAAUCAUGCAUUUUUGGUGAUAAUUAUGGUUUUGAUUGCACCCAGCACUUAUUUCCUUUUUGUGUAACCUCGCAACUGAGUACGAUCCUCUUUCACACUUUCCAAGUAGCAUGACCAAAACGAUCACUGCACGAAUACACGACUCUCUGAUUUAUAAUUUAAACAAAAAAAAAAAUAAUAGAUAUACUCAUAAAUUAGCCUAAAACAAAUGUAUUGGAUUUGGUUUCUCGUAACAACUUAGACUUGCAAUUUUUUUUCCUCUUCUGUCACUUCUUUUAAAUUGCCACCGUGUAAUUAUCCAUUUGGAUGUAACAAAAUUGGCAUGUUGAGUUGUAGCCAAGAACAUUUUCAUCUAUUCUAUUAUUUUCUUAUUUAUAUAAUUAGACGACCAACAACAAAUUGGGGCUCAUAGAUGAUUUUACACUCGAAAGCCUAGAUCCACUCAGAAAGUAGAUAACUGUUGAAUGUGAGUGUUGCGGUGACGCAGUGAAAGCAAUCAAAUAAAUAAAUCAAAUCCAGCAUUUGUCGAGUGGUUAGUCGCUGCCAUUGAAAAGCGUUCCAUUUCGAAGAAUUUUUAUUUUUCAACUUCAAAAUGAGUAAGCGAAGUAGUAAUAGCCUUGAAGGUCAUUUA